Molecule: messenger RNA, 2469 nt
Organism: Paramormyrops kingsleyae
Lineage: Eukaryota; Metazoa; Chordata; Actinopteri; Osteoglossiformes; Mormyridae
Source: RefSeq, a predicted model, not a curated record
AGAUGACAAGACUAUUAAAGGUUAUGAAUAAGCUUGUAACAGUUUUAAGACACUUCCUGAGACUCGGCCAGGAGGCACAGCUUACCCCACGGAGUCGCACACUUAUGACGUAAUAUUGUUCGCCAGCGACGUUUGAAUUUGGGUCGCCAGCUGAACGCUGUUUUGAAAAUCAGUUUGAUAAGUUUUGUACUGUAUUACGAAACAAAGCAUUUUUGCAAUUUCUUGCUAUAGAUAAGUAUAUUAAAGCAGCAUAUGCUGAUAUCAGGCACAACAAAAACGAAGCCGGUGGAUCACUGUGGCUGACAGCAUUCAUUGUGUACAGCGGUUGUCAUUUCUUAAGAACCAUCAGGCUAAUGAUCAUGGACUGACGGCGCAACCGUGGCAACCUUGUAAACGAUGACAUCUGAAAAACAACAGCAAGAGGGAAACGUUUAAAGAAAUAAGGUUGUUCUCCGUCCACAGUGGAUGGAUGUCGGAGACUAUAGAGACGCUGGCGGAGAGAGAGGCUGCAGCCGAGCUGAAAGGGGGCAGUAAUGUGGACCACGAAAUACAGCUUCCGCUAAAUGCACAGUACAAAGAGCCUGCGGGGCAAGAUCUGCAAGGGCUAGCGCUUUCACCAUCGCUGGCUUCUUCAGAAGGGACAGGGCUUCUGUCGCUGCCAUGGGAGAUGGUGGCUCGUAUCGUCUCCCACCUUCCAGCAGAGUGUGUCAUCACAGUUCUGCCCCAGGUCUGCCGCGCCCUCCGUGAUGUCGGCACAGACAGUGCUGCCUGGCAGCUGCGGGCUCGCCGGCUCAUUGGGCCCCAAGCCUCUUUUCCCCUGGGGCCGGUGGACGGCUUUGACUGGCCGGCCGCCUGCCUGGAGAUGGAGCAGCUCAUGGGCGGCUGGGCCCAGCCUGGGGGGGCAGGGCCAGACGCCGACUGGGACAGGGCAGUCCGAGGGGAGGGCCCCGGGGGCGGGGGUGAGGGGGCCCAUCAGGAGGGAGACGGAGGGCCGGGAAACGAUGGAGAGGGGCGAGCAGGGCAUGGAGCAGGGGAAGCAGUGGAAGACAGAGAACAGGAGAUGGGAACAAGGGAGGUGGACGAGGCGGCUGGGGAAAUGGAGGGGGAGAGAAUGGAAAGAGCCAUGGUGGAUCUGGGUGAAGGACACGGGCAGGGAGGAGGCGACGUCAUUGUAGGGUGUGGCCCCCGCCCAGGUGGCCCCCCCGGCGCCUCCACUGGCCUUGAGCACUUCUGUCUGCCCUCGGUCCACAUCGCCGAAGUCAACUGCUUGUUGCUGGUGGGCCCCGAGGGGGGGCUGUGCGCCUCGGGCUCCCGCGACCGCAAUGUGAUCCUGUGGGACUUGCGGGAGCGGCAGCUACUGCACACGCUGCGGGCGCCGGGUCUCUUCAGCUCGCACCGGGGCUGGGUGUGGUGCCUGGCUGGCCAUGGGCCGCUGCUCUGCUCAGGCUCCUUUGACAGCACGGUGCGCCUCUGGGACCUGGAGGCUGGCGGUGCCGAGUGCGGCCUCAUCCGGGGCCACGCCGCUGUGCUCUGCCUGUCCUGCCAGGCUGACGUGCUGCUGGCUGGCUCCGUCGACAAGAAGGUCAGCAUCUACGACACCAGGGCCGCAGAGCCCCUGGUGAAGAGCUUGCAUCUCCACGGAAGUGCCGUUCUAUGCCUCGCUGCGGAUGACAAGUACAUCCUGUCUGCAAGCAAAGAUGGCAGCCUGGCCGUGUUUGACUGGCAGGCGGGGAAACUACUCCAGAAAAUGAAGCUGAAGUCCUACAUACGCUCCAUGUCGUAUGGUGGCCAGGAGGUAUGGGCCGGAGACAGCCGUGGCAUCCUGCACACCUUCUCUCUGCAGAAUGGCUCCCUCAGGGCAGUGUCUCAGUUUGAUGUGGGGCACCGCUCCUUGGUGACUGGGGUCCAUCGAUCCCUCGGGGCCCUCUACACCUGCUCAUCGGACCGGACCAUCAAGGUGCAUCUCCCCUCUGCCCCCCCCAGGACUCUGUGUACGCUGCACCGCCAGUCUGCAGUCAAUGGGGUAAGGCCUGCCCACCCCACUCCACACGCACAUACCCUCUAGUGAAAUUGAGUGAGAUGAGCAGGCAGAGGGAAAACACAGUCCCAUCCUUCCAUGCUGCUCCAGUCACACUCUCCAUUUCGGAGGUUAGGCCUCGUACGCUUCAGGGGUCUCGGUCACAAGCCACAGCCGUCACACACUGACCUGCUCACCACCUUACUACCCUGGGUCCCCCUGCAGGGGGGCGGGGCUUAUUCCAGGCAGCCCGGGGGACAGGGCGGGGGGACAUCGCAGGACACAUGCUCACAGACACAAACACACACAAACGGGUUUGUAAUUAUAUCUGUGACUCUCCAUUUCUGUAAGAAAAACCCUAACCGCAGCAGUAAGAACGUUAACCCCUACCCAGCCCUAACCUUAACCAUAAGUAACCAAACAAAAUACUUUUGGCAUUUUUAGUUUUUUGA